CUUGCAAGGGCAAGUGGCUUCGUUUUAACUGUCAUCUGAUGGGAAGAAGGCGUAGUAGUUAGAAGCACGUGAUGGAGGAAGAGAAAACGGAACUUACUCAUGAGAUGGCAACAGAUGAAAAAACACUGUCUUCGUUGGACCUAAGUGAAGAACAGGCUCAUUCUCCAAGCAGCCCCUCUCAUCUUACUCAUUUCAAACCUCUUACCCCAGAUCCAGAAGAACCUCCUUUCAAAUCUGCUUACAGCUCAUUUGUAAAUCUCUUUCGGUUCAGCAAAGAUGAUGGUAGGCCUGCAUUGCCUUUUGAAAAAGAAGAAUCUGGACAGAAAAACAAACAAGAAGGAAGAACAAGCUUGUCCAGUCCUCAAAGAGUAGGAAGAUUCCAAUCUGUUCAUUCUCCUCGUGUUCUGAAAAAAACUCACACUAUGGAGACACAGCGACGAGCUUCGACUGCUUCAGAGUGUCACAGGAAAACAGACCCAUCUCUUGGCCAUGAUCCCAGGACGGCAGUACAACUUAGAAGUCUUAGUACAGUUCUCAAACGCCUUAAAGAGAUAAUGGAAGGAAAGAGUCAGGACAGCGAUUUGAAGCAAUAUUGGAUGCCAGACAGUCAGUGCAAGCAAUGCUAUGAUUGCAAUGAGAGGUUUACAACUUUCAGACGCAGGCACCAUUGUCGAUUGUGUGGUCAGAUCUUCUGCAGUCGCUGCUGUAAUCAGGAGAUUCCAGGAAAAUUCAUGGGCUAUACUGGUAGGUAUCUAAAUGUACCAGUGGGAGGAGAGUGUACAAUUAAAUAUGAACUAAGAGUCCUUUCAAAAGGACUCACAUUUAUUCCCACUACAUUUAGUAAACCUGAUGAAACUUUACGUGAUUUUAAAUUAUUUAUUCAUAAUUUGUCAUUAAAAAUUGAGUUUCAAGACAGAGAUAUAGUCACAACACAAGAAAUAAGGAAACCCAGCACUUAUGUUCCACUUGUUCAGCCUCUGAUAGCAGCUUUUAGUAAAUUGGUAGAAGAUGACCUCUACCGUUUAGGUCAGGAAAAUGUUUCAAAUAAAAAGAAAUCAUUUAAUCUCACAUUUAAAGAAAGACAAGCUUUGAAGGGAUUACGUAAUAACUUUAACAUAGUUCUAAAACCAGCAGACAAAGGGAGUGGAUUGGUUAUUAUGGAUACAGUGAGAUAUAAUAGGGAUAUGGAUUUUAUGCUUGGUGAUACUGGUUCUUGUAUCCCAUUGGCAAUAGAAGAUGUUAAACCUAUUAUAGUUAGGAUACAUAAUAUGUUGUUAGACCUUCUAAAAAGUGAAAUUAUUGAUUAUAAGGAACAAAAGCGAUACUAUGACUUAAUUCAUGUGGAGACCCCUGCACCUGCAGCUGUCCCUCCAGUGCUAUCUGAUUUCCUAGAUGCCUUUGCAUCAACUUCCAAGACCCUAGAAUCGCAGGCACCAGCUCCUAAAGACAUGACCAUUUCUUUAAGGUCCCUGAAGAUUGCAAAUUGUUUAUUUAAAUGCUCUUCAGCAGAUCCUUCUGUCAUUUCUAUCACCUCAGAUAAAUCCUCUCCGGUUGUUCCUUCUACAAAGUUGCUUCCCUCAGACAAAGAAAGCAAAAUUUUAGAAAGGAGCAGAACUGGACACCGUCAAUUCAAGGAUCAGAUUGCCUCAAGCAAGAAUCGUAUCUCUAAAAAGUCAAUUAUCCAGUCUGUUGGUCCGAAACAAAGCUCCUGCGUUCCAGAUAUUGCAGCUAUUGGGCACAAUGGCAGCCACACUGAUAGCAGUCCCAUUAGGGCGCAUGCGCAUGUGGAUACUCCAGUGGCUGCUCUUCGCACAGUGGUCUUACAAAUGACUGCCCAUGUCUCACGAGAUCCAGUUAACGAACCUUUGCAAGAAGGAUCUCAGUUGGUGGCUGAACAGCGACCAAGUUAUCUUUCAUGUUUAAUUCAUCAAGAUUCUCCAAGCAACACACUGUCAUCACGGCUUGCAGCUGUACAGGAUGACACUGGUAAAUCACCUGCUCGAAAAAGGUCUUCAAGCAUUACUAAUCUUUCAUUGGAUCGAUCUGCUUCCCCUAUGCUUCCUUCUUAUGAAACUUCUAUCAGUCCACAGGCUAAUCGAGCUCACCUGAAGCCAGACACAGAGGAUGAAAGAAAAAUUCUUUUGGAUUCUUUCCAAUUGAAAGAGCUGUGGAAGAAGAUCUGCCAUCACAACAGUGGCAUGGAGUUUCAGGACCAUCGCUACUGGCUGCGAACACAUCCUAAUUGUAUUGUAGGAAAGGAGCUGGUGAAUUGGCUUAUACGAAAUGGUCACAUUGCAACAAGAGCCCAAGCCAUAGCAAUUGGUCAGGCUCUUGUGGAUGGAAGAUGGUUGGAUUGUCUGACUCACCAUGACCAGUUAUUCAGGGAUGAGUAUGCAUUGUAUCGGCCUCUUCAGAACACUGACUUUUCUGAAACACCAUCCCCUGAUAGUGAUUCUGUGAACUCUGUAGAGGGACACUCUGAACCAUCUUGGUUUAAGGAUAUAAAAUUUGAUGACAGCGACAAUGAGCAGACUGUAUAUGAAGGAGAGGACAGCUUGAUCAACUCUGCUAGCCCCAGUAAACGCACUUCAGUUAGCAGCUUUCAGUCUGCUGUGGAUAGUGAUUCUGCUGCUUCUAUUAGCCUGAAUGUUGAAAUGGAUAAUGUCAACUUCCACAUCAAGAAACAGUCAAAGUACCCUCAUGUUCCUCCUCAUCCUGCAGAUCAGAAAGCUUUUACCUCUGCUGGGCAAAGAUCAUUGGAUGAAGAACAAUCAAUACAUGUAGAAGAAUGUUUUUUGUGAGAAUCUCUGUUUAACCGGAGAGUGGAAGAAAAAUUCAAAGACUUCCUUUUCACUCCCUUGGGUUGGCAUCAUAGCAGCUUGGAGCAGUUGAGGGAAGAAAACGGAGAAAAACAAGCCAUGGAAAGACUGCUAUCUGCUAACCACAGCCACCUGAUAGCUCUUCUGCAGCAGUUGUUGUAUAGUGAAUCCCUUUCACUGUCUUGGAGGGAUGUUAUAAUUCCAGUGGUCUGCCAAGUGGUCCAGACGGUAAGGCCUGAUGUGAAGAACAAUGAUGAUGACAUGGACAUCCGGCAGUAUGUGCACAUAAAAAAGAUUCCAGGUGGAAAGAAGUUUGACACUGCAGUUGUAAAUGGAUUUGUGUGUACCAAGAACAUUGCCCAUAAAAAGAUGAAUGCUUACAUCAAAAGUCCAAAGAUUCUUCUGCUGAAAUGUUCUAUCGAAUACCUUUAUCGGGAGGAGACAAAAUUGACCUGUAUUGACCCAAUCGUUCUCCAGGAGAGAGAGUUCCUGAAGAAUUAUGUACAGCGAAUAGUUGAUGUCCGACCAAACCUUGUGCUCGUUGAGAAGACAGUCUCCCGAAUAGCUCAGGACAUGCUUUUGGAACAUGGUAUCACUCUGGUGAUUAAUGUAAAACCAGUAAAUAAAAUGAAAACACUGAUGUUUUUUGAAGGCUGUCCCCAACAUUUGGGCUGCACCAUCAAGCUGAGAGGAGCUUCAGAGUAUGAACUGGCACGCGUCAAGGAAAUUCUCAUCUUUAUGAUCCUCAUUGCUUAUCACUCACAGCUAGAAAUCUCCUUUCUUAUGGAUGAAUUUGCCAUGCCACCCACAUUAAGCAAAAGUGGCUCAUUUAAUUCAUUUAUUUCCAGUGAAGCACCUCAACCAGGAAAGCAGGUUCUUUUCAGUGAAGAGGUAAUUGCAAUCAGUAAAGAACUUGAUGUGUCUUUGGAGAAGUUGCCUACAGGAACUGAACCUGUGGUGGCUGAAGGAUUAGAUCAUGUUUUUCAUAGUACAUUUUUCAUUGAAGAUGAUCAGAAUGCUGUGCAUACUCUUCCUGACGUUGUAGCAGUGGAAGGAGAAAAACUGAAAGGUGUCAAGUCUGAACUGCUACCACUGCAGCAUAUGCUCAUCUCUACUCCUGCUGCUGGUUCUGAUGCCCUGGUACUUGAGACUGACCAUCAGCAUAUUCAGUCACAUUCAUGCCACAGAUAUGUUGAAACUGAACAGAAUUUGUCUGUGAUGAGUGAACCUUUACUUGGGCAUACUCUGGAAUCUGAAGAACAGCCAAGACUCUUUUGUGACCCCUUGCAGGAUGAUACAGGAAUGUACAUGACUGAACCAGUAACUUCCUCUGAGGACAGACUCAAAUCUUUUUCUGUGGCCUUCAGACAAGAAUUGAAAGAUGUUAUUUUAUGCAUAUCCCCAUUUAUAUCUUUCAAAGAGCCUUUCCUGUUGACAGAGAAAGGAAUGAAAUGUCCCACCCGAGAUUACUUUCCUGAGCAGGUAUUCCUGUCCCCACUGCUCCACAAAGAAUUCAGGGAUUUAGACUGCAGAAGAAAGAAACAGCUUUUGAAGGACCUGGCAGGUGUUCAAGGGAUGAAUGGAAACAUUCAGCCAAGAUCCAUCCGUAUUCUUCCUUCCCACGAGCUGCUCAAUACUAGGAUAACAGAUCACUUUAGUAGCAACUAUUGCUUGGCCACAUUGCUUGCUGAUUACAGGGCUAGAGGUGGCCGAAUCAAGCAGAGGAAUGAUGACCCUUUCACUAAAACAAAGGAAGUUCAAGGGAAGACUGGACCAAAAAGUGAUUUAGAGGAUGACAAAGGACAGUUACCUAAUGAUUUGUCUUGGACCACUAAGGUGGACUGCUUGAACCCUGUAAAUCACCAGAAGCUGUGUGUUCUCUUCAGCAGCUUUUCAUCGCAGUCCAACAAUGCACCUAAUCCUUGUGUCAGCCCCUGGAUAGUAACUAUGGAAUUUUAUGGGAAGAAUGACCUUGCACUGGGGAUUUUUCUUGAAAGAUAUUGUUUCAGGCCUUCAUACCAGUGCCCUAGUAUGUUUUGUGAAACUCCAAUGGUGCACCAUAUUCGGCGCUUUGUACAUGGGAAUGGCUGUGUACAAAUAGUUCUUAAGGAGCUGGACUCUCCUGUUCCUGGGUACCAGCACACAAUACUUACCUAUUCUUGGUGUAAAAUAUGCAAGCAGGUGACUCCAGUUGUUCCCCUUUCAAAUGAGUCUUGGUCCAUGUCAUUUGCCAAGUACUUAGAGCUGAGGUUUUAUGGAUAUCAGUACACUCGAAGGGCAAAUGCAGAACCAUGUGGUCACUCAAUUCACCAUGAAUAUCAUCAGUACUUCUCUUACAAUCAGAUGGUUGCAUCUUUCAGCUACUCUCCAAUCCGCUUGCUCGAAGUUACUUUCCCUCCACCCACAAUAUAUAUUCAGUGUCCAACUCUCAUAAAAAGUGCUGUCUUACAGGAUCUGAAAGAUUUUUCACAGCGUGUAUCCCAGGUGUAUUCUGCAGUAGAUGACCGUCUAACAUCCCUAAAAACAGACACUUUUAACAAAGUAAGGGAAGAGAAGAUGGAAGAUCUCUUUGCUCAGAAGGAGAUUGAGGAAGUGGAUUUUCGAAAUUGGAUUGAGAAGACCCAGACGAGGCUUUUCUCUGUGCAAAUGGAUGCUCAGCAUCAGCUUCAGUCUACUGUUGAGUCCGUCACUGCAAAGAAACAAAGUCUAUGUGAACUGCUGCAGGCUUGGAAUAACAGGUUGCAAGACCUUUUUCAGCAAGAAAAGGGCAAGAAACGGCCUUCUGUGCCAGCAAGUCCUGGAAGACCAAGACAAUCCGAUGAUUCGAAGGCCAGUGCACUGGACGCCUCACCAAGAAAUUCCUGUGCAGUCCUACAAAAUGGUGACAAAGAAGAUCGUGUGUUGACCAGUUUGAGCCAGAAUUCUAGCAGCUCCUCUCUCCUCCAGUUACCAUCUCCACCUGAUGUUAUGGCAGAAAGUUCCACAGCAGAAUUUCAAGAAUCUUCUUUGCUACCAUCUUCAGCUGAGCAGGAAGCCUUGAACAGUGCAGAAGAUGUAUUUGAUGGGCAUUUACUAGGCUCUACUGAUAGCCAGGUGAAGGAGAAGUCCACUAUGAAGACCAUUCUUGCAAAUUUGCUUCCAGGAAAUAGCUACAACUCUAUCCCAUUCCCUUUUGACCCAGACCAGCACUAUCUGAUGCAAGAACAUGAACGAGUGUCAGUUGUUGUAUGUGAGAGGGAACCCAGUAGUAUCAUUGCCUUUGCUCUCAGCUGCAAGGAAUACAGGAAUGCAUUAGAAGAACUUGCUGAAGAUGCCAUGAAAAGUGGUAGUGAAGAUGGAUUUCAGCAGAAGAAUAUUUCAGAUAACAGACCAAAGACAAAUAGCCCUGCACACCAACAUGAGAUGAACAGUACUUCAUUGUACCGCAGCACAGAAACAGAACUCCAAACCAAAAAGACUCCUGGAGUGCUUUCCUUUUUCCGAGGCACAGGAGGCAAGAGCCCAGAUCUGUCCUCUCAGAAGAGGGAGACUCUGCGGGGUGCGGAUAGUGCCUACUACCUGGUUGGACAGACUGGGAAAGAAGGAGCUGAAAAUUUGGGAGCGGAGCCCCAAGAUGAAGUUGAAGGAGGAGAUAAGCAGAGGAGGCAGCCAGCCAACCCUCACAUAGAACUCCAAUUUUCUGACACAAAUGCUAAGUUCUAUUGCCGGAUUUAUUAUGCUGAAGAAUUCCACAAAAUGAGAGAAGUGAUCCUGGGAAGCAAAGGAGAUGAUUUUAUAAAGUCUCUUGCUCACUGCUUACCAUGGCAGGCACGUGGUGGAAAAUCAGGAGCUGCAUUCUAUGCCACUGCAGAUGACCGAUUUAUCCUGAAACAGAUGCCGCGACUAGAGGUUCAGUCCUUUCUAGACUUUGCUCCACACUAUUUCAAGUAUAUAACAACUUCUGUUCAGCAAAAGAAACCUACAGCCCUUGCUAAAAUUUUGGGAGUGUACCGAAUUGGAUACAAGAACUCUCAGAACAACACAGAGAAGAAGUUGGACCUCUUGGUUAUGGAGAACCUCUUCUUUGGAAGAAAAAUUGCACAGGUCUUUGACUUGAAAGGCUCCUUACGGAAUCGAAAUGUGAAAACUGAAAGUGGCAAAGAGAGCUGUGACUUGGUCCUUUUGGAUGAAAACCUCCUGAAAAUGAUACGUGAUAAUCCUCUGUACAUCCGCUCUCACUGCAAGGCUGUGCUGAGGGCUUCUAUUCACAGUGAUGCCUUCUUCCUGUCCAGUCACCUAAUCAUCGAUUAUUCAUUGCUAGUGGGUCGGGACGACACCAGAGAUGAGCUAGUUGUGGGAAUAAUUGACUAUAUUCGCACAUUUACAUGGGACAAAAAACUUGAAAUGGUUGUGAAAUCAUCUGGAAUCUUGGGCGGUCAGGGUAAAAUGCCAACUGUAGUGUCCCCAGAGCUCUACAGAACUCGAUUCUGCGAAGCAAUGGACAAGUAUUUCUUGAUGGUACCUGAUCACUGGACUGGCCUAGGUGUGAACUGCUAACCUUCAUUAUCAGAACAGGAAUUCAAGAAUUUAAAGUCCUGAAACAGCACAUAUGACAAGGUGGCCACACCUGUAGGCUAGGUCAUAGUGCUUGUGGUGUUCAACCUGUUUACAUGGCAGUAUCGGUCUUCUCCGAGGACAGAAGUUUAAAUCAAGCUGAAUUUGUAAGGACUACCAUCAGCAAUAAGUGAAGCAUCAAACUGCACAAGGAGGAGAUUGGUUUCAAAGAAUGCCAGACUGAAAAAAAAAAUCAUCAAACACAGUGCAUUUAAAAAAAAACUGCCUAAAGUGUAGAUUUAAUUGUACUUGAAUGUGUCAGAAUGCAGUAAUGCUUUAUUGGAAUAUAGAAACAUGGACAUCACUGGUUUCAUAACCCUAGCUGGUUAAGCAGUUAACAUGUUAACUGGUAAUUUAUGCAUUAUGAUCAUGAUUGAUAUUGCUAAAGCAUUUGUUGUGAUGAAGUGCAUUUUCUCUUCAAUUACCAGAACAAUUCCCUGUGCAACAGUCUUGCAAUGAGGGAGGGUAGCUUUUCAUGGACAUCCAGUUCCAAAUUACUUGUUCCCCACCCAGCUUUUAUUCUUAAAUUUAGCAUGCUUCUAUGAAAGUAGCAUGUUAACCUUUACAUCUAGAAAUUGUAAGGGUGGGUACCUUUCCUGUGAGAUUAAAAGUUCAUUGUAAUGAAAAAAUAAGAUUACAGUACAGGAGCAAAUUUUAAUUGUAAUGUUUUGCUCCUCACCCCUAGUAAUUUGUUAUGCAGGAAUUUCAGUUUAGGCCCGCUGAUUCAUUAUUAGCUACCUUGAGUAAACUGAACUGGCCAAGUCAAGAGUUUCUCACUUCUUGUAUGCAUAUAUGCAAUGGUCCCAUUUAGGAGACAUUUUCAUUUGUUUUGUGCAAUAUUACAUUUUGUAAUGUAAAUAUAUAUAUGUAUGUGUUGAGUUUUUAUUAACUGCCUUAUUUUUAAUGCCUGAAAGUCAGUAUUUAUUUAGUUUUUGUUGUUGAUAAUAGAAAUAAGUUGCCCAAAAGACCACUUUUUUUCUUUUUUAACUGCCUGGGUUUAACGAAUGCACUUGCCAACUUCCAUAAGCAUUCUUGGAGCCUUGAAAGGCACAUACUGAUGUGACUCCCUUUUCUGUAUUAGAAAUGUCUUCAAAAUUUAAAGCAGUUUUUAAUGUGAUCAUCUUAAUAUAGCAGUGUGCCCUAUAACAUUUUCACUAACAUUCCAGUUUAACCACAGCAUUUUUCAGUUUUUCAUUUAUACAUUAUCACACAAAUAUAAUGUUAUGAGUACUUUCAUUUUGACUAGGGAACAAUGUUAACUAUAAAGAGGUUUAUACUAGAAAAGAAUGUAAUCAACUUCAUAGAUUUUAUUUAUUUUUAUGUGGAUUUCCAUUUAGCUUUAUUAAAUUAAAAUUGGGUAUUGUUCCAUUUUCCAGGGACUUGAAUUCCGCGGCAUACAAUAUGAAAACCAGUAUUCUUAAGUAAAAUCACUGUAUAGUUGCAUACUACAGAUAAGAGUGGUAAAAUGUAAUUUUCUUUUUGAAGGAAAACAGUGACUAUUCAGAAGUUGUUAUCUUCUGUUUGGAAGCAUUUACCUGUUUUCUGGUAUCCAGGUACUCUUACAGUUUAUGUACUUGACAGUUUGUUUUGGAAAAUCUAUAUUUGUUUUGUGUCUGAAGCAAGGGUAGAUGUUUUAUAAAGCUAAACAUUCAUCAUAAGGCACUGGACUGCUGUGAUUGCAGGCGGUUCAAAAGAAUGUAGAUAUUAAUUAAGUUAUAUUAAAGUCUACUUCCAUUUAUUUUGUUUUCCAUUAGAGCACCAUUCCUGACUGAAGAUGAACUCAGACUUCCACUUGUAAACUAUUUUGUAGCAUGUUGUGAUAAUGGAACACUUCAUGCCCUAAGAAAAGAUGCAUUUUGCCACACCAUAUUUUAAUGACAUCAGUUUAAGAAAAAUAAAUAAAAAGUAUUAAUUAUUUUAA
This is a messenger RNA of Protopterus annectens (West African lungfish), 9333 nucleotides long. RefSeq names its product phosphoinositide kinase, FYVE-type zinc finger containing (gene PIKFYVE). Gene Ontology annotation, biological process: phosphatidylinositol metabolic process; intracellular signal transduction. Lineage: Eukaryota; Metazoa; Chordata; Ceratodontiformes; Protopteridae. The transcript has 46 exons. The record is from RefSeq and is a predicted model, not a curated record. Gene Ontology annotation, molecular function: ATP binding; 1-phosphatidylinositol-3-phosphate 5-kinase activity; metal ion binding.